This is a messenger RNA of Tachyglossus aculeatus (Australian echidna), 1002 nucleotides long. Its product is annotated as olfactory receptor 7C2-like. Gene Ontology annotation, cellular component: membrane. Lineage: Eukaryota; Metazoa; Chordata; Mammalia; Monotremata; Tachyglossidae. Gene Ontology annotation, biological process: G protein-coupled receptor signaling pathway. The coding region runs from base 1 to 1002 and encodes 333 amino acids. Gene Ontology annotation, molecular function: olfactory receptor activity; G protein-coupled receptor activity. The record is from RefSeq and is a predicted model, not a curated record. The transcript has 8 exons.
AUGGAGAGGGGAAACCAAACUGGUGUCUCGGAAUUCCUCCUUCUGGGACUGUCUGAACGGGCAGGGCAGCAGGAGCUGCUCUUCAUACUGUUUCUCUGGAUGUACCUGCUCGGGUUCCUGGGGAGCCUGAUCAUCAUACUGGUUAUCGGCUCCGACCCGCACCUGCAUACCCCCAUGUACUUCUUCCUCACCAACCUCUCCCUGGCCGACGUCUGUCUCCUGUCCACCACGGUCCCCAACAUGCUGGUCAACAUUCAGACCCACAUCAAAUCCGUAUCCUACGCAGAAUGCCUGGCGCAAAUAUAUUUCUUCAUUCUGUUCGGAACUCUGGACCACUUUCUCCUCACUGGAACGGCUUAUGAAAGCUACGUGGACAUAUACCACCCCCUCCACUACACCACUAUCAUGGGUCCACGGCUCUGUGCCCUGAUGGUUUCUGGGUCCUGGAUCAUCAGCAAACUACAGCAUAUCUCAAACCCACUCUUCGAUGGUAAGCUACAGGAUAUGGGCAUCCUGAGGGUACUCCUCUGCCUCCUUGCCCUGGGCCCCCUGUAUUUCGGCCCAGUCAAGGACCCCAUCUCGCAGCUCAGCCUCCUGGCCUUGGUGCACCUCCGCCUCCGGGCCCUUGUCCCCCUGAGCUUGCCAGCCAUGGUCCGCCUGUGCCUGUCAGCCCUGGUCUCCCUCUCCCUCCAGGACCUGGCUGCGCUCUCAUACCUGACCCUGGGUCAAAAGCUAUAUCGUGACCACCUAAACCAGCAGGCGGAACUCAGAGGUAUCCUGCUGCUGAUAGGAAUCAUGAAUGGAUUCCUCCCAUCAACGGCGCUGCAGGCCGCCACCCAGGACCGCCGGCGGUGGCGGCAGGAGAGGGCCUCCCUAGAAGCAAAACUUAAGGAACGUGAGACGAAAUACCUUGUACUGCAGAUAGCGGCCGAGGUAAAAAUGCAGCAGGCGAUCCUUUUAGAGCUGAAAUUGGCACUGCUGGUGGCUAAGGAGUUAGAAUAA